AUGACGGACAGAGAGCAUCUUCGUACUCGUGCUUCUGGAUUUUAUAUUGGUGACAUAAGAGGAGUGCCAUUGGGUUCCUUGGAAAUAACACAGAGUUUGGAAGAUGAUCCUCUACUGGAUGCACCACUUAUUUCGUCUCAUACAUUGCAUUCCCAACUGAGGCCAAAAUUUCAUGCUAUCCCAGCAGUUCUCCUUGCCAAUUUUCUAUUGCUAAUACAUGUUGCUUUUGUUGUUCUAGCAUUUUUAGCAGCUAUGUUUUGUUCUUACCCCAAUCCAAAUCAGGAUAAGUGCCCUGGAAACUAUACUCACCCACUUAAAGUGCAGACUGUCAUAAUCAUUGCAAAAGUAAUUCUGUGGAUUCUGCAUGUUUUCUUUGAACGAUACACCCAGUACCACCACAGUAAAGUCAGAAGCAGAGGUUACUUCUCAAUAUACCGAUCAACAAGACAUCUAAAAAGGCUUCCACUGCUGAUACACUCCACAGGUAAUGCAGCCCUGCUUUUGAUUCUGUCAAUGCAGCAUUCCUUUCCUGAUCACAGUAAAGUGUACCUGUAUCUUAUCCUGGGAGUCCUGGGCCUGGAGCUGAUUAGCUCCCUGACAUGCCUAGUGAUUUACACAGUGAAAAUAAGCAACUUCAAUCGUGCGAAGCCAAGACCUGACAUAAUUGAAGAAGAAAAGAUGUAUGCCUACCCUAGUCAUAUUACCUCAGAAAUUGGAUUCAGGGAAAAUUCAAGUUUAGAAGAGAUAGUUGAGAAGCAAGGAGAUGUAAUAGAGUAUCUUCAGCGACAUAAUGCACUGCUCAGCAAGAGACUAUUGGCACUAACAUCUCAGCAAAUCAAAACUUAACAGCAUUUAGAAAACUGCUAUUGGAGCUCUGGAGGGAACACAAGGCAAUACAAUAUCCAGACUGACUUGUACAUAUGACUCUUCUUCAAUCGUCUUUCACAUUUUGAAAUAGAAGUUAAGCUGGAAGAAUGAGCUCUGCAUACACUGUAAACCUAUUACAACUGGACGCUCUGGCUCUCUUCAUCUGUUCUGGAGCUUCAAGGAUUUUUAAUUCCUAAUAAUUGGUUAAAGUUGGACC
Molecule: messenger RNA, 1084 nt
Organism: Pelecanus crispus (Dalmatian pelican)
Lineage: Eukaryota; Metazoa; Chordata; Aves; Pelecaniformes; Pelecanidae
Source: RefSeq, a predicted model, not a curated record